AUGGAGUACGAGUCUCUUAAUGAAAACGUGAAGAAGUGUCAGUAUGCUGUGAGAGGUGAACUCUAUCUCCGAGCUUCUGAGCUUCAGAAAGAAGGCAAAAAGAUCAUUUUCACAAACGUUGGGAACCCUCAUGCUAUGGGACAGAAGCCGCUGACAUUCCCUCGCCAGGUGGUUGCACUUUGUCAAGCUCCGUUUCUACUAGAUGACCCAAAUGUUGGAAUGCUAUUCCCAGCUGAUGCUAUUGCAAGAGCUAAGCAUUAUCUUUCCUUAACUUCAGGCGGAUUAGGUGCUUACAGUGACUCAAGAGGUCUUCCGGGAGUUAGGAAAGAGGUUGCUGAGUUCAUUGAACGGCGUGAUGGGUAUCCAAGUGACCCAGAACUCAUAUUUCUCACUGAUGGAGCUAGCAAAGGUGUGAUGCAAAUCUUGAAUUGUGUUAUACGCAAUGAGAGAGAUGGGAUUCUUGUUCCGGUUCCACAAUAUCCACUCUACUCAGCAACCAUAUCACUGUUGGGUGGUUCUCUUGUUCCUUACUAUCUUGAAGAGUCUGAAAACUGGGGACUUGAUGUUAACAACCUUCGACAAUCUGUUGCUCAGGCUCGUUCUCAAGGGAUAUCAAUAAGGGCGAUGGUGAUCAUCAACCCCGGGAACCCAACUGGUCAGUGUCUAAGCGAAGCUAACUUGAGAGAGAUAUUGGAGUUCUGUCAUAAAGAGAAACUGGUUCUUCUGGGAGAUGAGGUUUAUCAGCAGAACAUAUACCAGGACGAGCGUCCCUUUAUCAGCUCCAGGAAGGUUUUGAUGGAAAUGGGCUCGCCGUUCAGCAAGGAAGUCCAGCUUGUUUCUUUCCACACCGUCUCUAAAGGAUAUUGGGGUGAAUGUGGACAGCGAGGUGGAUACUUUGAGAUGACCAACAUCCCUCCCAGGUCUGUGGAGGAGAUAUACAAGGUUGCAUCAAUUGCUCUCAGCCCCAAUGUCUCGGCGCAGAUCUUUAUGGGUUUGAUGGUUAAUCCUCCAAAGCCUGGAGACAUUUCAUAUGACCAGUUCGCCCGCGAAAGCAAGGGGAUUCUUGAAUCUUUGAGAAGAAAAGCAAGAAUCAUGACUGAUGGGUUCAACAGCUGCAAAAACGUCGUCUGCAAUUUCACAGAAGGUGCAAUGUACUCGUUUCCUCAAAUAAAGUUGCCACCGGGAGCGAUCCAAGCUGCAAAACAAGCCGGAAAAGUGCCAGACGUUUUCUACUGUCUCAAGCUCUUAGAAGCUACAGGAAUCUCCACAGUCCCUGGCUCUGGAUUUGGACAGAAAGAAGGUGUGUUCCAUCUGAGGACAACGAUCUUGCCUGCGGAAGAAGAGAUGCCAGAGAUCAUGGACAGUUUCAAGAAGUUCAAUGAUGGGUUCAUGGCUCAGUACGAGAGUAACUUUGGUUAUUCAAGAAUGUGA
Messenger RNA from Microthlaspi erraticum, 1431 nucleotides. The record is from the annotation of a GenBank genome assembly. NCBI's taxonomy places the organism in Eukaryota, Viridiplantae, Streptophyta, Magnoliopsida, Brassicales, Brassicaceae.